UGCCGUGUCACUCCGCGCGCGGGCAUAGUGCUGUGGUAGUUAGUUGUACGACCAAAAUCGUUCGAUUCGCUCCCAAUGUUGUGAGGUAUACGAUUGAUUAUUUUGUUGUUAUACAUUGUUAAGUGGCAGGAUUACGAUUCGUUUUUGGUGGUGGCGCGUUGGUACGUGGUGUUGGUGGUUUUUUUUGGGCGUUUGAAACCGGACACCGCUGUAACGUCCUCGCUUUGCGGCGGAGUGAUACCGGUGUCGGGGAUGACAAUGUGGAGGAGGCUAAAAUGUCUACUAGGAAGAUGAAACGGUUAGCACUGCAGCGAGUAUAGUAGGAAAACUGUAGUCUGUAACUUGGGUAGAGUUCAUGCUUGAGUCGGUAGAAUUAAGAUUAGCUCGGAUAUAUUAUUCCUGGGAGAACUAAACUCAAUUAUUCAGCGGUUUGCAGGGCCUGAAACACGGGAAAGGGGGAUUUCGUCCCCCAACUUUGUUCUCUCUCUCUCUCUCUCUCUUUCUGAAAGCACUCCAUUUGGAUGCCGAACAAUUGAGCCGACAAAAGGAUUGUAACGUGGCAGUGUCUGUGUGUGUGCUGAGAAAAGAAAAAUGAGUGACACCGGCAUUAGGAUGGGCACCGCAGGCACGGACAAGGAGCUCAGUGAUCUCCUGGACUUCAGCGCCAUGUUUCCUCUUCCGGGGAUGACUGGGAAAAACAGACCCAGCGCACAAGCCGGAGGUCAGUUUGGAGGCUCAGGUUUGGAAGAUCGGAGUGGAUCCGGAUCCUGGGGCUCAGCAGAUCAGAACAAUUCAUCUUUUAGUACACGGGCAUUCGACAGUGUGGGCCACUACGGUGAGCACGAGAGCAUGUCGCCUUCAUCGAUGUACAGCUCAGGAAUCGCAGGGAAAUCAGACAGAGGACCUUACAACUUUUCUGCACAGCAGUUUCUGCCAGGUGGUGAGAUGUCCAUGUCCAGUCCUGAUGGCCUGUCUCCCUCUGGUGUAAAAGCCACAUCACCAUUCUACGGAUCUUACCCAGCCACUCGUAGAAGGCCUUUGGAAGGAAUGCUCGAUACCCCGCCGAAGAAGAUCAGGAAAGUACCACCUGGUCUCCCAUCCUCGGUUUAUCCAGCAGCUCCCAGUGACGACUACAACCAGGAAAACGCAGGUUUCCCAGCUUCGAAAACCGGAAGUGUCUACCCUGGAAACUUCUAUGUACAAGAUGGUCUUCAGGACCACUGGGCUCAGCCGGGGUAUUCCUCCAUGUCCCACCUCGGCCAGUCUGGCCCCUUUGCUGCAAUAAACCCUCAGGAUCGCCUGAAGAGACAGCCCCUGCCUCUGUCCCCUCCGUCCUACCCUCACCCUGGCAGCGAGGUAAAUGGUGGUUUCCAGUCUCCAUACACACCUCCCAUCAAUGGAUCAGACGGCAUCAUGGGCAAUAGAGGCAGUGCGGCAGGAAGCUCAGGGGAUGAAAUCGGAAAAGCUCUUGCUUCAAUUUACCCUUCAGACAACAACAACGGCAGCAACUUCUCCUCCGCUCCACCUACCCCGGUGGGCUCUCCUCAGAACAUAGCAGCCCCUGCUUCCCAGUGGCCCAGAGGAUCGACUCAGUCUGCACAAUCACCCAGCUUUGAGGGAGGACUGCAAGCGCUGCAAAGUAAGAUGGAGGACUGUCUGGGUGAAGCCUUGCAUGUGAUGCGGAACCAUGCAGUCGGUUCAGGGCUGGGCGCAGAGAUGCACACCUUGCUGAAUGCCGCUGGAGCAGUUGCAGGUCUGAGCUCUCUGAGUCAGAGCUUUUCCCUGCACGGCAGAGUGCCCAGCCUAGUGCCCAACCACCAUGAGGAGGCGGCCAGCCUGACUCCGGCCAGCGCCCUGUUACACGGGCAGCACACUGCCACACAAGCCCCUGCCAGCUCGCAGCCAGAGGGCUUCAACAGUUUGCCUGGAAGUUUGCCCCGGAGCUCCAGCACAGACAUCAAGCGUGAGGACAAGGAGGACGACGAGAACUGCUCCAUAAUAGACAAGUCUGAUGACGAGAAGAAAGACGGCAAGAUGAACCGCACACGGACGAGUUGUGACGACGAGGAGGACGACGAGGACUUGCCAGCGGAGAUGAAGGCGGAGCGGGAGAAAGAGCGGCGCGUGGCCAAUAACGCGCGAGAGCGUUUACGCGUGCGCGACAUCAACGAGGCCUUCAAGGAGCUCGGUCGCAUGUGCCAGCUCCAUCUGAACAAUGAGAAACCGCAGACCAAACUGCUGAUCCUGCACCAGGCCGUUAAUGUUAUUCUCAGCCUGGAGCAGCAAGUGCGAGAGCGUAACCUCAACCCGAAGGCGGCAUGUCUGAAGAGAAGAGAGGAGGAAAAGGUGACCGGCAUGGGGGCAGAUCCUCAGAUGCAGCUAGGAGGAGGCCAUCCUGGGCUGGGCAGUGACGGGCACACUCAUAUGUAAUAUUUAUAUUCUGUCCUAAAGAGUACUUUCAGAUGUGGCCUUAUUCCCCUAUCUACCGUCUCAGCGUGUCAAUGCGCUCACCGUGACUGUGCAUCAGAAUCUUUUAAUCUUGAUUUUAUGGACACAUUUUUGUGCAGAAACAGAAAACACACACACAUACACUCUCUCUAUCUUUAUAAAAAGCUGGCACACUUGGACUUUAUAAAAAGCCAGCACACACUGUUGCAUAGAUGUACACAGAUAUUAUGGACCAUUGGAGCAUCCUACACAACACUGCUGAGAGAAGGAGGAACUCUGAGCACAACGAACAAGAAUUUCUGCGCUUUUGUUUUUGUGUUUUUUUUUUUUCUUCUUCUAAAUAGACGCCUCUUGCUUACAUAUUACGGGAGCAACGAGACUACGGAGGCGUGCUUCACCAGGAUUUAGUUCCCUACUAAAAUAUAGACAACCAUUCCCGAGACUUAUCUGUGCGGAUAAGGAAGAAAAAGACACGCAUGUUCGUCAAGUCCAACAGAGUAAGAUGGCUGGACGAGCCAUGCCGUUUUAAAAGUCUGAUCAUUUGCUAAGCGCAUAUUGUGCUAGUGUGUAGCACAUGGGCACGCAAACACUUUGUGGGUAGUCAAGGGCUCAAAUUAGGGAACAGAAACCUUCUCCUUUGGAUUUUUUUUUUUACCCUUAUACAUGACUGAAAGCAGAAACGAGAAAAAAAAAAAGAACAACCACAGUGACAAACACAUCAGUCUGUUUUGCAUUAACGGCGAGAGUCUGAGCUCGUCCACCCGUCUGACUGGAACCCGUUCAUGUCUUCGUCAGGCACCACAGCCAUGGAAUCAACACUUCAUUAUAACGUUCUGGACAAGCAGUUUUGGUUUACAAUUUAUUUCCGUAAGAGGAACAAAGCUUCCUCGUGCCUGUCCUGAGCAACUCUUAGCUCUUCGUCAUCUUUUCAACCUCCUCGUUUUUAGCAUUUCAAUACGUCACAUUUUUUAUCCUGGAUCCUUCUUCCUGCUGUUCCUAUUGAGAGAAAAAAAAAAGUGUUGGGAAACACUUUGGACCUGCGCCAUGUGUGAUUACCGAUUGUCCUGAUUUGAUUCAAAGGGUGGAUAUAGUUGAAGAUGUGUGAAAUCUGCUCUUUUUUGGCCAGUGAUUCAGUGCUAAAAUGACGACGGGGUAUUUGUGCAUUUUAUUGACCCGUGACUGUCAACUGCAUCUGCUGCCAAAUCUGAAUAUCUUUUCCUUAAAAACAAAAAACAGAAGAAAAUGGAUCAUUUGAACAAUUACUUGGGAUCUUUCAAGAUCAUCAUGUUGAGUUUCUUCUUUUAUAUUAUAUAUAAAAACUAUUUUUGCUUUUUAAUGUUUUACAAAUUAAAAUAUGCGAAAGAACUUUGCGUUUAAGGAUGCCAGGAACAAAAUGUAAUUGUUUCAUGUUUCUUUUGUAUUUAACGGAGGGGCAUGGAGUCAUAACCAGCAUUCUUUUUUUUUUUUCUUUAUUAAAAAAAAAUAUGGUUAGGAAGGCCUGUUUUUUUAUUAUAUUAUUAAAACUAUAUAUAUUUCUUGUCCUGGUUGCUCCAAUUGUUUAGAGGGUUUCAAAUUGCUGCAAUAUCCCUUCAUUGCCCCCUCAAUGAUCGUAGUAUUGUGGUUGCACCACCAUGAAAAUUUUUUUUGUUUUUUGGUAGAAGCUGACACCAAGGCUCAUUUCAACAGCUGAAUUUAUCAGUGUUUUUCUUUAGUCAGUACUGAAUCAUGUCUAAAUCCAGAAUAUGAAUUGUGUUAGUGUUGCAUAUUGCGAUGCUUUUGAAUUUUGAUGGAGCGUCUUGUGGAAAAGCGAAUAAGGGUGGCCUUUUUCAUUCUCCACGGUGACCUCAGCACCUGGCGAGGUCGUAUCGGGAGGGGAGGGGGUUGAUUACCGUACUAGUGCCUGCACACUGUUUUCAGUUCAAUCCUGGAAUCAGGUUUUAAUUGCAAUGUCGCAAUGUUUUGCUGGCUCUAAUGGAAUAUUUUAUAAAAAUUCAAACAAACACGGGGUAGCAGGAUUUUUAGCGGAUCUUAAAUGAACUUUUGCUCUGCUGAGCAAAUAAAGUACUUUUCUUUGUAAAUGUGAUCCCUGUUUAGUUUUUUACAUGCUCAGUGACUUCUGUCCUGAUUUUGAGUUAUGAUGCUUUUGUACUUUUUUUAUUUGUUUUGAUCAGUAUAUGUAUUUAUCUCAGUAACUUUACUUGGAUACUUUAGAACCCUUGACCAUGGUGAUGUGCUUAUUCUCGAUACAAGCGUAUCGAUAACUGAGAUUAAAUUGGUUAUUUGGUAAAGAUGAAUCAUUUAAGUUCACAAGACAGCUUGUGUCUUUUUUUUUUUUUUUUUUUAAAGGAUUUUCCUUAUUCAGGUUUGAAAAGGGAAAAACUACUCCUUUAUUUUAACUCAACCUGCUGUCUCAAAUUGAGGCAGAUAUUCUUUUUAAAACUUCCAACUUCCAUUGGUCUCACCCAUUCCUCAAAUUCAGGUUGAUUUUAUGACUGACGUAUGAGCAUCUUUGAGUGCACAAGAUAGCAUUUUCUGACAGGUUGAGCCUAAGAUAAACUUGGCUUUCGAUGGAAGGUCCUUCAAUAUUAAGUGCUCACUUUAUUAUUUAGGUAACUUUUUGUUUAGCUGAGAUGUCCUGCUCAGUCACUUGGCAUAUUCGUUUGCAGAAGCUGUUCACCCAUAUCAUUGGGGAGGUUUUCUCAAUUCCCCAAAGUGCCUCCACUUUCCUAUUUUUUAUAUAAAGUAGCUAUUCAGAACUGUUAUGUAUAUAAAGUAGCAAUAAAUGUGCCAUUUUUAAUAACAA
Messenger RNA from Clarias gariepinus (North African catfish), 5251 nucleotides. It is a transcript of the gene tcf3a, whose product is annotated as transcription factor 3a. The record is from RefSeq and is a predicted model, not a curated record. Gene Ontology annotation, biological process: regulation of transcription by RNA polymerase II. Gene Ontology annotation, molecular function: RNA polymerase II cis-regulatory region sequence-specific DNA binding; DNA-binding transcription factor activity, RNA polymerase II-specific; protein dimerization activity. The coding region runs from base 592 to 2430 and encodes 612 amino acids. The transcript has 19 exons. NCBI's taxonomy places the organism in Eukaryota, Metazoa, Chordata, Actinopteri, Siluriformes, Clariidae. Gene Ontology annotation, cellular component: transcription regulator complex.